GUUCGUUUCGCACGUCAAUUCUACUCGACCGACCAGAUCGAGCAGCGCUCACCACCUUUGCUCGACGAAAGUACCACGUCAGCGAGCUCUUCAUGGAGGCACGGCAGCAGCAGAGACGAUGGCUUGCCCUGGUGGCGUGGGUAUUUGUCUUCGGCGCUAACUUUGCCGCAGCAAUGGAAUGCCCAAACUCGUGCGGGACCCCCGAAGGCAUUGGGUUUUGCAAGCACGUUUCGUUCGCGACGUGCCGCACUGAAGAGUCUUGGGAGGCACAAGACAUUGCUGCAGCAAAAGGGUUCAUUAGCAUGAUGAAUCCCGACGCGAAUCGCACGACGUACGUGGAUGACGAGGGUAAGUUCACAGGCUUUGCUUCCGUGUUCCCGCAGACCAACACGUUUCUCAUGAACGAAACGGACCCAUGUCAUAUCAUCAUGCGUCGACUCCAAUGCGCGCUCCAUUUCCCUGUUUGCGAGAUCGGCAGUGACUUCAACCGACUCUGUGUCAAGUCGUGCCAAGAAAGCAUCAGGAAGCAGUGUCCGCAGAUGGCGGGAUUCUGCGCCAGCCAGCGCGCAGACGAAUUUGAGCCAGCGCCAAAGUGCUUCCAAGUCGACUACAAGGGCCCUGCUGUCGGCAUGUGGAUCGCCGGGUUCUCGAUCUCGCUCGUGUUUUCCAUUCUCAACUCUGUCGGGAUCAAUUUGCAAAAGUACUCGCUGUCGCAGCACUCCAACUCGAACAAGACGUCGUUCCAGCAACCGCUGUGGGUCCUCGGCAUGGUGUUUGUGAUUCUUGGGUCAAUUCUCGAUUUUGUCGCGUUCGGGAUGGCGCCGCAGACGCUCUUGGCGCCGCUCGCUGCACUCUCUCUCGUUUGGAACAUGUUCAUUGCCCCAUUUUUUCACAAAGAGAAGGUCACCCGUCGCAACUUGGUCGCGACUGCAAUCAUCUUUGUUGGGGUCACGAUCACCGUCAUCUUUGCCGGCCACUCCACGCCCACCUACGACCUGGACGACCUCAUCUUGCUCUACCAGACGCCCGUCAUGUACGCGUACAUCACGUGCGUCGUGCUCUUCCUGCUCAUUAUGUUUGGAGCGACGCGAUACAUUGAAAAGAACCACGUGUACGAGGACGGGUUUUUCCACAUCGUGUGCUACGGCGGGAUCGCGGGCACAUUUGGCGGCCAGAGCGUGUUGCUGGCCAAGUCGACAGUCGAGCUUCUCAAGUCUGCGAUCUGGGGCGACGGCGCCGAUGCCUUUGUUCACAUCACAACCUACGUGAUCAUUGCCGGCUUGGUCACGUGCCUGCUGUGUCAGAUCUCGUUCUUGAACGGCGGGUUGAAGCGCUUUGACGCGCUGGUCGUGAUCCCGGUGUACCAAAGUUUCUGGAUCCUGAUGAGUGUCCUUGGCGGGAUCAUGUACUUCGAAGAGUACGUGAGCAUGACGUCUCUUGAGAAGUACAUGUUCACGGCGGGCGGGGUCAUCACGAUCAGCGGCAUCGUGUACCUUCUCCAAGGAUCGAGCGAGGACAGCGGGGGAUCCACCGCGUCCGGCAAGUACUUGGAGCUCGCCAACGCGGCCACUCCUUCCGACGCAUGGAACACGGACGACUCAGACGAAGAACAGUUCCAACAAAAAGCCGACGACGAUCUAGACGAAGUUGUGCUAGAUAGCCCAAUCCACAGCACGUCACCCAAGAACCCCAAGACCCAAGUGUCACCGACAGACGGCCCCCUCGACACGGACAGGAAGAAACCCAAGAAGGAUGAAUUCAUUUGACGUCGAUACGUCGCGGAAGUUCCUCGUACUACAGACACCAUUACAAUUUACAUGCGUUCAUAAACCAUCAUGUCUUCUUUCCACGGAAUCCGACGACGAGCGGUUGAUGGUCGGAUAGGCCUUCACCAACCACCCGAGUCGCAGCAAAGGGCGAGCGAGCAACCAGGCCACAAGUCGAGCUCGCUGCUCCUUCGUCGACACGGGCCAAGACUACCCCCACGUGUACCACUCGACAAGGCAUGGCUCGCCAACACGCUAGUUCCGCAAGUCAUCGGCGCUUCUUCCCUGGC
Molecule: messenger RNA, 2056 nt
Organism: Aphanomyces invadans
Lineage: Eukaryota; Oomycota; Saprolegniomycetes; Saprolegniales; Verrucalvaceae
Exons: 2
Coding region: 93-1766 (557 amino acids)
Biological process (GO): magnesium ion transport
Cellular component (GO): membrane
Molecular function (GO): magnesium ion transmembrane transporter activity
Source: RefSeq, a predicted model, not a curated record